CAAGCCGAUUACGAUUCCGCUACGAACUGCGUAUUUUACCACGUAUGGUUCACGUUUUUGCUUUUUUCAGAGUUUUAAUUAUUUAUUUCUGUUAUAGUAAAUUAAGUUAGGCUAAAAUGGAUUCCGCCAAUGUAGGAUAUUCCUACCAUUUGCCUAGCGGGGGUUGGAAUUAUAAAAUUCGCAACACUCUAUCACAAUUUAGUGAUUUAUUUAGCGAAUUUAAUAAAUAUAUUGCCCCUGCCUACCACCAUGAUCGCUGUGAGAGAUCUGUUCAAAUGCGGGUAUAUUCAAUGCACAAAGGAGAAUUUGUUAUGGUUAUUAUUGCAUUUUUUGCAUGUUUUGGUCUUGGAGUAUUCAUAGGAUUAGCGGGUCCAUCACCAACAAUGACAACAUCUAUAUCAGCUACCAGCGUGCUAAAGAACGCCAGCACAAUAUUCACUGGACCGUACCGCUUGCAUAGUCCCGCGUUGGGUACUCGCGUCCAGCAGUUGUGGUUGCUUGCUGAAAUCAUUACUAACAAUAAUGAUGAAGAAAUAUUUGAUAAGAGCUUCCAAAUAAGUAUAUCGAUAGAUGGCGUGCUGAGCGACCACUCAACUGUCAAUUUAACGCCAGAAUCAGAUGCAACUAAUAGAACACUCCAUCUAAAAUGUCAGAAACAAGUGUGCGAAGAAGUGAUGGUUUUACAUCUGGGUUCCUUAGAAUACACGCAUUACGUACUCAACAUACAUUUCUAUGGUCUACAAGAGUUCCAUAAAAGAUAUUUUAUACGCGAAGUAAUGUUUUAUUUUAAAACCUACAAUCCAGUAUUCACACAAAUGGAGACUUGGUUCAGAUUCAUUUUCCUACUAACUACGUUCUCUGUUGCUUGUUGGUUUGCGCAUACGCUUCGGAAGUACUCUACGCAAGACUGGGCAAUUGAACAGAAGUGGUUAUCUAUUUUACUACCAUUGCUCUUGUUAUAUAAUGACCCAAUAUACCCCUUACGACUUGUAUCGGGCGGGUGUUUUGCGCCGUUCGUCGACACGAUGUUCCAGACGACGUUCCUAGCUUGCGUCAUGCUCUCGUGGCUAGCCUUGUACCAUGGACUGAGACAGAACGAAAGAAGUUUUGUGUCGUUUUAUCUGUUAAAAGUUAUAAUCGUCGGCUUAGUAUGGACACCGGCGAUGAUCGUAACAGUGUGGCAAAAGUACUAUGGAUACUACGAUCCAACAUUUAAUUACCUAACGGAUCCUAAUUAUCGAAUAAUAAAAUUAACCUUCUUCUGUGCUGUCGCGCUAUACUUCUUGUACCUGCUUAUACUUGUAGUCAAGGCAUAUAGUGAUCUGAGAAAUAUGCCAUUUUUUGAUAUAAGAUUGCGCUGUUUAUCGAUAAUAGUGGUGUCCGUGAUAUCGAUAACCACAAUCCUAGGGCUCCACUCUUGGGGCCCCGCGGCCCUACAGGACCAUUGGGCCUCGCAACCGAAGGUCCAUUUUGAUACAUCCGCACCAUUCAUGGCUAUGUAUGGUUUGUUUAACUUCAUACUGUACAUACUGGCGUAUCUUUUCUCGCCUGGAACUGGAUCUUUACAUGAAACCGCUAUAACCAAAGACAAUCCAGCGUUUUCGAUGAUCAACGAUUCGGAUGAAGAUGUCAUCUACGGUUCAGAUGAAGAAAGCCGGCGUCCUCUUAACUCUCACUCUAGAGCAAAUACAGAAAAUAUAUGAUGCAAUAUAUUUUG
Molecule: messenger RNA, 1717 nt
Organism: Colias croceus (clouded yellow)
Lineage: Eukaryota; Metazoa; Arthropoda; Insecta; Lepidoptera; Pieridae
Product: transmembrane protein 181
Exons: 12
Coding region: 117-1703 (528 amino acids)
Molecular function (GO): toxic substance binding
Source: RefSeq, a predicted model, not a curated record